AUGAAGAUCAUCAUCGUCGGCGCAGGGAUCGGCGGCCUGUCUGCGGCAUUGGCCCUGGCGCUCGAGAAACACAGCGUGACGGUGCUCGAGUCGGCGCCGCAGCUGGCCGAGAUCGGGGCGGGCGUGCAACUGACGCCGGACGCCAUCAAGUUCUUCUUCCGCUGGGGCCUGCGGGACGACAUUGUGGCCAAGGCGGCCGUGCCAGGCACGUUCUUCAUCCACCACUGGAAGGACGGGCGGGUGCUGGGGAGCGUCGACGCCAGGGGUCUGGAGGGCGAGUACGGCGCGCCGUACGUGGUCGUGCACCGCGGGGUGUUGCAUGACAUCCUGCACCGGCACGCCGUCAGGGCCGGAGCCGAGGUGAGGGUCGAUUCGCGGGUGGUCGAGUACGAUUUUGAGCGCGGCGCCGUGGUCCUCAGAGGUGGACGGCGGAUCGAGGCCGAUUUGGUCGUUGCUUGUGACGGCAUAAAUUCCUUUGCGAGAACGCAGUUCCUCAAGGAACAAGACCGAGGUGCCCAGAAGACCGGUUGGGCUGCAUAUCGCACAAUGAUCGAUGUCUCGAGCAUCAAGGCAAACCCUUUGACGGCCGAUUUGGUCGAGCGACACAACAACCACCUAUGGAUCGGCGAAAACUGCUCAGCCAUGACCUACAUGAUCUACGAGUCGACGAAGCUGAACAUGGUCCUCUCACACCGGGACGACGUCGACACCACCACCUGGACGCCCGCGCAAUACCACGGCGUGAUCCAGUCCCUCUUCCGUGGGUGGGACGGCAAGCUCACGGCUCUUCUCGAUAUGGUGAGCCCGGAGACCAUCAACAACUGGCCCGUGUACCAGGUCGAACCGCUGCCCCGAUGGGUGUCCAAGUCCGGCAAGUUUGUGCUCAUGGGGGACGCGGCGCACGCCAUGGCGUUCUACCUCUCCAUGGGCAUCUCGAUGGCCGUGGAAGACGCGGUUGCCUUGGCUGAGUGUCUCUCGCUACUGGGGUCGGCGACCUCCUCCUCCUCCACCACCGAUCCCAACGACAACGACACAAAUGAACCGGGACGCAAACCAAAACCCUCCCUCUCCACUGCCAUAGGUCUCUUCGAAUCGGUCCGCAAACCGCGCGCCGAAGCCGUCCAGUCCGCCAGUCUCCACGCCGGGGAAAUCUUGCACCUCCCUCCCAGCACGGCGCAGGAGAAGAGGGACGCCUUGUUGCAGGCCGAUGGAAGAACAGACAGCAAAGACGAUAGGCAGUAUGUGUACGGGAUCGCAGAUCGAGAGACGAGGGAUUGGUGUUAUGGCUACGACGCCGCCUUGGGGACGCGAAGAGCGUGGGAGGAGCUCUUCGGGCCGGCGAACAGAGAGACUGGUAUUUAG
Molecule: messenger RNA, 1362 nt
Organism: Fonsecaea nubica
Lineage: Eukaryota; Fungi; Ascomycota; Eurotiomycetes; Chaetothyriales; Herpotrichiellaceae
Exons: 3
Coding region: 1-1362 (453 amino acids)
Biological process (GO): secondary metabolite biosynthetic process
Molecular function (GO): FAD binding; monooxygenase activity
Source: RefSeq, a predicted model, not a curated record